Molecule: messenger RNA, 3867 nt
Organism: Labrus mixtus (cuckoo wrasse)
Lineage: Eukaryota; Metazoa; Chordata; Actinopteri; Labriformes; Labridae
Exons: 10
Coding region: 350-2602 (750 amino acids)
Biological process (GO): protein desumoylation
Cellular component (GO): nucleus
Molecular function (GO): deSUMOylase activity
Source: RefSeq, a predicted model, not a curated record
CUGACGCAGUGACGUCAUCAAGGAGCGACCACAGAUUGUUGAUUCUUCCGAUCGCUGUUGGACGAAACUCUUCUGUUAUUUCAUUGACAAGGUAACUCUACCCUUGACUGAGGAACACUAAAUACCUGCCACAGUUACAGUCUGAUGACGUGUCAGUAACCUGCGUGGUGAGAAAGCAUGAGACAAGACAGUGAAGGUGCUUUACAGAAGAACAGCCUCAGGGAAGCGUAAGGAUAACAAAAAAAAGAAGAAGAAAAAAUCAUCCAGACGUCAGAGGGGUCGCAGGUGAAGAAGAGGACAGGAGUGAGGAGGGGUUGGGGAUGGGGUUGAAGAGCCAAAGGAGGGCGUCAUGGUUCACAGCGGCUCUGCAUCCCCAAUGAAAACAACACCAUCAGCAUCACCUCAUUUAACGGUUCCUGCCACGACGCCUCCUCUGCAAGUAGCUCCUCUAGCGCCCCCUCCUGGAGACACUACAGACCAGGACCUCACCCAACACCUCACAACCGACCUGACCUCCAUCUCAGACUUGACCCAGACCUCUACUCUGACUCCCGCUGACGCCGAGCCUCCUGUGGUAACCCCGGUUAAAUCCCUUGCUCCUAUCUGUAGCCCAGCGUCAGUUCACACACCGACCGCCGCUCAAGGCCUCAUCAACGGCCGCACUUCAGGCAGGAAACGGACUCCCAAAGCCUGCGACUGCUGCGGCCACCACGGUAGAGGACACAAUGUGGGAAUGCCGGGCAGAGGGAAGGGAAGAGGGAGAGCGAGGGGAAGGGGUGCUGGCGGUAACAGCUGGGACACCCCGAAAAGAAAAGUGGGCGACCAGCUGACACAAAUCAGGAGUUUUGAUUCCACCAAGGAGCGAUUGGAGGAAGCAGAGGACGCGGAUGAAGGUUCAAUGAAGGUGCUAAAGACGCCAGAAGCGGCUGAGAGCGAGGCAGUAAUGCAGUUUUUUUCCCUCCCUGUCACAGACUCGCUACAGGAUGGACCAAUAAUGAACUGUUCUGCUCCAGAAGAGGAAGAGGAUGUGCAGGUAAACGAGGACUUUCCAGUGGAGGGCUCAGGGGUGAUUGAUGCUGGAGGGAAAGGAGGCGGCGAUAGCAGGGAUGUGGACGCGAGGUUGUCUGGAACGCCAAGUAGUGGUGCACCAGGAGGUAGAGAGAGAGGAGGAGGAAGUGGAUUUGUUGGAGCUGCAUCUGCAUCAAAAGUGGAAGUUACAUCUGCAUCAAAAGUGGAAGUAGACAGUGGCAUAAACAGGGGAGGAGUCAGCGGUGUUUCCUUCAGUUAUAAAUCAUUUCCCAUACCUCAAUCGAUGCUGACGAAGAAGCAGGAGAAAACAAAAGAUCAUGGAGGGCAGGCCGAACCCACGACGGUUAAAUCUCCAUUUGGGAACGGAGACACGGUGGACCUCUCUGACACGGAGCCUGAAGUGGAGGCGAAGGACAACAUCACCAUCAGCGAAAUGGAAAAUGGAGUGCUGUCUAUCUCACAGCAGCCGGACUCUCCACUGGACCUGGACUCUGAGAUGCAAGUGGACCAGACCCCGGGCAAAACAGACUCAGGAUCUGAACCGGCAGCGCUCUCCAACGGAGAUGUCACCAUGCUGACAAACGACAACCACGGCUCCACGUUGAUGGAGGUGGAGACUUCUUCCCAUCCCGCGUGGCAGGGACCGAUAACAGUCGACGGCGCGCAGCACCACUGGGCAUUAAGAGACCACUGUCUGUACUGUCAUUCUGGGACCUGGGAGAAGGAGGCACUGAAAGAAGUGCUGAGACUACAGGAAGGUGGAAAGAGGCAGGAUGAAGAGAGCCGGGAGCAGCUUGUUGAUAUGGUCCAUGAGUUUCUGGAGAGCUUCUACAUUAAGUAUGGUGGAUUCAGUCCCCUCAGUGAGACGGACGUCCUGGAACACCUGAAGAAGAAGAAAGGCGACCUCAUUAACAGGGAACUUGAUAUCAAAGGAGAGAUGAGUCGCUACAGGGCGGCGCUGGCCUCAGCUCCUGUUUCAGGCUUCAUGGUCUCGUAUAACAAACACACCUUAAGCCUGGAGGACCUGGGCACACUGGAGGAUCAGAACUGGCUGAAUGACCAGAUUAUCAACAUGUACGGAGAACUCAUCAUGGAGGCCACACAACACAAGGUUCAUUUUUUCAACAGCUUUUUCCACAAGCAGCUGGUUGCCAAGGGAUACGACGGGGUGAAGAGAUGGACCAAGAAGGUCGACCUGUUCUCCAAGUGGAUGUUGCUAAUUCCCAUCCAUUUAGAAAUCCACUGGUCGCUAAUCACGGUCACCAUGGCAACCAAAACAAUCAAUUACUACGACAGCCAAGGCAUCGUCUUCAGACACACCACAGAUAACAUUUUAAGGUACCUUCUGUCUGAAGCCAGAGAGAAGAAACAGACAGCUUUCCAGAAAGGCUGGAAGAUUACCAUCAUCAAGGGGAUUCCUCAGCAGAAAAACGACAGCGACUGUGGAGUGUUUGUCCUUGAGUACUGCCGCUGCCUCUCGGUGAAGCAGCCUCUGAAGUUCAGUCAGGAGGACAUGCCUCGAAUACGCAAGAGAAUCUACAAGGAGCUGUGCGACUGUCACCUCAACGACUGAACGAGAGUCGUCUUCUCUCACUGACUGCUUUUCAUUCUAGAUAGUUGGUUGAAGACCUGUUUUAAUGUCGGCCUGUUUCAUAAGCUAACACAGACCGGAGCUCUGGCUGCCUGUUGGACUGACAGCAGAGGGGGCGGGGUCAAUCUGGAUUCUGGUGACUUUUUACAGUUUAAGGAGCGCCUGUAGCAAAGCAGGUUUUUUUACUUGCAAAAGGACUACUGAUGUGUCCUCUACUGACUGUGCUGGACACACAGUACCCGUUAGGUUGUUUCUUCUACAUUUACAAACCCACAGUGUGUUUGAACUUUUAGUGACUCGAGCGUUCGCUGACUUCGACCGAGGACACAAGCGUCGGAUCACCCUGGACCAAUCAGGACGGAGCUUUCAUCCCCCCCUCUGGAGUGGCCUUACCUCCUGGAUGGCCAUUUUUUUUAACCCUGAAUGACAUUUGUAUGUGUUUUUUUUUUGUUGUUGUUACGCUGGACUUUGCUGCAGCAUCAAGCUUACUGGUAUUUGCUUUGUUUUCUAACAUGUUAGUAAAGCUAGGACGAGCAAAUCAGUGGACCAGCUGUUCACGUUAAACUUGAAGGAUUCUUUCGGUCUCUUGGACUACAGAUUUUUAUUAUUUUUUUUACAGUGAGAGGACGAUCUAUUGAAGAGAUAUCAACUGAAUGUACUUCCUGGCUGCCUCAGAGGUUGGACAUUAAGCACCCUGCACGAGGACUUUGGCUUUGAAGCAGGGAUUUAAUUUAGCAGUCAGUUUUUGUUUAUAGUUUGAGGUUUUUGACACCUUCAAAUAAUUCCUUCUCAUUUUCACCACCAGUAUUUCCUUAUUUUAUUAUUUUGUUUUGCUGUGUUCCACCCAGGUUUUGCACAGGUGUUCCUCCAGCUGUUUGAUAAAACUUUACAUUCAGAUCUGUACAUUUUGAGUUGAUCAAACUUCAUGUAAAGCUGUACAGCUCGCUACUGAUAUGAGGACCACCGUUUUUUUAUUUUAUUUUAGCCGAGCAGUUUCUCUUUGAUAAUUUUAUAUUGCUUCCACACCAGGUGCAGAGCAUCAUUGUUACUGAGUAGCCUCCUCUUAAACCGUGAAACAAGUGAACCUCAGCUUUUCAUUCAAUCUUUCUGUUUGACCUGAAAUUUCCUCCUAUAGUCAUUUUUGGCCUACUACUGUACACGCUUGCUUUGGCUGAAAUCCACCAAGGUUUCUGGACUGUUUUUUUUUUUGUUGUUCUUAUUAAAGGCCGAUACUGCUGGGAAAUGUU